GAGGUUUUGUGCCUGAAAAUUGCAGACAUAUUGUGAUACAGUGACUGAAAUCCAGUGAGAUUUAGACCAGCACGUUUUACAUGCAGUCGUUUUAUGUAUGUUAACAUCAUCAUCCCACUUAAAAGCAUACAGUGCCUUUAGUAAUAAACGGUGAUAACAAGUAGCUGCAAAGGAUGACAUAUGGACAGUGUUUCCUUCUUUCCAAAGGAUUACUACGACAACCGAUUUUACCUGAACAUCUUUUAAAUAAAUCAAAAUUGUUACUUUUAAAUUAUUCUAUUUUGAUAUUUAGGUCUGGAUAUGAAGUAUUGUAGCUGCAGUGUGACAAAAUGUUACUUUUAUUCAUCAUUAGUAGACAGCUUGAUUAGCAAGCAGAAACAAGCUGCCUUUUGUUGCCUUGUUUUCAAGAUGUUGAAAAGUGCAAACAGCUGUUGAGCAUUUGAGCAUUUCAAUACUUUACAUCAAGAGAGGCCUAACUGAGGCAAGAGUCAGUCUCUUAUCACUAAUAAUGCCGAUCCCUUUUAAUAAGAAGAGAGCUUUUGUUUUGAACAGGAAACAAACAACCAGAGUGGUCAAUGUUAAGAGGUAUAUUAGCAUUUUAGUUACACUUUAUAUUUAUGCAAAUAAAUUAGUGGGACAUGAUUGCAUAACCUUUCUGUAGAGAAGAGCAUAAAUUCGCUUUUUCUUCCUGUGUAAAUAAAUAAGUUGUCUGUUCUCAUAAGUUACCUGAUUUGUUCUGACCUUAUCAUCUUGUUAAUGAAUACUCCUAAUUAUAUUUAGUAAUAACUAAUAAUACUAAGCCAUGACUCUGUGCUACCUGCAGGUUCUCUAGCAAUGCAUUGAAAUAACCCAUUCAUUCCAGAGCUCCAUUGAGAUGGCCUGAAGCAAUUAGCUCCACUAAGACCAACUCAUUAGGAGGCAUGCGCUGAAUGAGCUCUGCUCACUGCAGCUAAUCAAUAUUAAUGAUGGAUUAUUUACAAUUAACAAUGGGCCUUUAAUGGCCCCAUAAUUGUUUGUUUUGCUCCAACAUGGAGAGGUGAGAAUUGCAGGUAGAAUGUAAAGAUUAGUCAGAGGUGGGCUAAAUGUGUUCUCAAUUACUCUAGCCUGAAAGUCUAUAGAUACUAUUCAAUGCUGUUCAGAGGAGGCAACACCUCUCAGGCUACUUUGCGAGCUCAGGCUACUUUAGCUAUUUAGGCCAUACUUUAUAUUUGUUAGAAUACCUCAAGCUAAACGAGUGGAAAAGAACUAGGCCGAAGUGCUUAUAAGUUGAAAACAUUCAUCAGAUAGAAUGUUAUGAUUCAUUGUGCCUGUUUUAUAUAUAUAUAAUUGCUAGUGCAGCAGAAAUCAAAUGAUCUCUCAUCAAAGAAAAUGAGCACAGGUCAUGGCAAGACUCUGCAACAUAGCCAUGUUUUACUAGCCCAUUUGAACCUGAAACCCCCCUCAGGGCCUGCAAGUAACUGGGCCAUUGCUGGGACCAGGUGUGUAGGGGCUGAAUUUAUGACCUUUCCUGCUGAGUGCAACAUUUGGGUUGAACCAGCGCCCAUGCACCCCACCCCCUCUACGCACACAAACAGACGAUUGUGAUUGGCUCUUGGUAGGUUUCUGAUCACACCUUUCUCGCACCUUCAGGGAGCACCCUGCAAUUUAAGAGGGGUCUGUUGCCUUUUGUGUUUUCUCCUUUGUACAUUUCUUUAGCCCUCUUUCUUGUCCGGGCAGCAAAUACCGACAGACGUCUCUCUGCUCUGUUUAUAGGGUGAGUUUAGGUUGGAAGAGUGAAGGCAGAUAAGCUGCUUUACCUUAGCUUGCAGGAAUCCUCUGGCCAACUUUUAACACCAGUGCUCUGGGACUUGCAGGCCUACAGCCUGCUAAGGAUCACUCAUCUCUGUCAAGAGUUUGUCUGACAGACUGUGUUCUGCUGGAGAUGAAAGGCUCUCUUGCUGUUUGAGUUGCAGGGAGGAUCUCCAAAUCACUUCUCACUUGAGUAAAAAGGAGCCAUCUUGUUUGUCAACAAGCGUAACCAAGGGAACAGAGAAUGCUGUGUUUGACAGCAAUGCUAACACUGCUGCUGGCUUGCCUCUCUGAGCCUCUUCCAUUGGAGCACCUCAGGCACUUAGACUGGCAGCGCGGCAUGAGGCCAGGUGAACGGUGCCCGAAAAAGUGCCAGCCCGAGCUGUGUCCGGACGCCAGGCUGCUCCAGAGCUGUGUGUCGGGUCAGGUCCGUGACCCGUGUGGGUGUUGUUGGGAAUGUGGGAAUGGAGAGGGUCAGCUGUGUGACCCCGAACCCUGGACCGGGUCCACUUUCUUUGGGCGCUGCGCUGAGGGACUCCGCUGUAAAGCCCCAAGGAGGGACCCCUCAAUGAAAGAAGAGCCCAAGCCAGUGUGCGUGUGCACCAAGCAAGAGAUGCUGUGCAGCUCGGAUGGGAAGACAUAUGAAAACGUGUGCCAACUGCGGGCAGCCCAGCGCAGGCUAGGUGAGCGCCAGAAGGUUACUGUGGCGCAUCAUGGACCCUGCAAAGCAAAACCAAUCAUCACCUAUGCCCCACGUGACAUUAUCACUCUGGAGGGAAGUGAUGUCCUCCUUUCCUGUGAGGUUUCAUCGUACCCACUGGCAUCCAUACAGUGGAGGAAAGAGGGGGACAGCGUCUUCCUUACUGCUGAUGAUUCCAGCAGAGCCAUACAGGCACGCGGAGGCCCGCGGCGCUUUGAGCUCACCGGCUGGCUCCAGAUCCACGGGGUCGGCCCUGACGAUGCAGGGGUGUACACAUGCGCCGCCAGGAACGCCUUCGGUGAGGUGUCUGCCUCCGCUCGAUUACGGGUUAUGCACAGAGGAUCUCCGCAAAACAGAGAGAUUCCCAAAAGGAAAAAUGAAGCCCACAACACAUCCUUCAAUGAUGCUGAAAGUGAAGAUGAUGAAGAUUAUGAGGGGCAACCAAGUGGUUAUAUGUAUUUGUAAGAUGUUGUGAUGAUCAUACAGCAAAUCCAUUUAACAAAGUUUUGUCAUAAUUUUAGGCCUGUCUGAAAAAUAGACUCUUUAUAGCAUAAUUUUUAAACACUUUUAUAACAUUUGAUGUCUUACUUGAGUAAGUACCUAUUAUUUGAGCACUGUAAAUAAAUACUUAUUAUAUGUUUCUAUACUCAUUUUCUUCAACUUGAUUUUAUUUAUACAAAUGAUUCCUAGUUAUAAUCAUGUAAAAACAUAAGGUGUGAAACGCUGUCUCAAUUUCAUAUUUUGCUAAAAUAUGCUAAAACAAACCAGAACCAGACUUCUGUGGUUUGACAUUCGUCAUCAGUUGUGGCAAUUAAGUGGCUUUGGUAGUAGUGAGCUACAGUUUGAGUACCGAGUGUUAUGAUGUAACAGUGUUGAAAAACGGCAUUAGACUUACUUUCAUGCAACUAGUGAAACAAGAUGGGGCAUUAGCUUGCAUAUAGCAUAUGUUUUUCCACUUACCUUAGAUGUAGUUGAUCAGCCACGACAGUUUUGGUGUCCAAAUUUAGCUUUCUUAGUUCAGCGCUGCAGCUACAGAACUAACGUUGUCAAAAAAUGCUGGAAAUCAAUAGUCACCCAAAUCUUUUCUGUAGAUACCAAAACUUCUCUCAACCCACUUAACCUAUGUACAGCUGUUCUUUAAGGUUGCGUGAUUUCCGUUUUUUUCUGUUUUUUCUAUUUUUCUAAACAUGGAUAGAUUUAUGCAAAAGUUGGGGCACCCCUUUCAAAAAGGUUUUGUAGAUUUUGUAGAGUGAAAUUAAGUUAAAACAUCCUCUACAGAGAACAUAUAACUGCGCAUUUAAAUGCACAAUUCCUGUUUCUUAGCUAACCUUAAGAUAUAGAUGAAAAAAAGAAAGUGGCCGGUGCAAAAGUUAUGGCACAAUUAAUAUUUUGUGUUCGCUUAUUUUUACUUAUACAAUUAACAAAACAUGUAAUUUGACCAGGGCUUCAAACUGUUGCAUAUGAUUAUAUGUUCAGCAUGCCAUCAUCUUAUUCUUGUACAGUUUCCUUCAUCCUGUAUUAAUCAUUAGCUCCAUAAUUCAUAUAAACUCUUUUAUGACAGUU
Pygocentrus nattereri (red-bellied piranha) is the source of this 4051-nucleotide messenger RNA. RefSeq names its product Kazal-type serine peptidase inhibitor domain 2 (gene kazald2). Lineage: Eukaryota; Metazoa; Chordata; Actinopteri; Characiformes; Serrasalmidae. Gene Ontology annotation, biological process: regulation of signal transduction; regulation of cell growth. Gene Ontology annotation, molecular function: insulin-like growth factor binding. Bases 2033 to 2953 code for a protein of 306 amino acids. Gene Ontology annotation, cellular component: extracellular region. The record is from RefSeq and is a predicted model, not a curated record. The transcript is spliced from 4 exons.